Helianthus annuus (common sunflower) is the source of this 2583-nucleotide messenger RNA. RefSeq names its product oligopeptide transporter 7. Lineage: Eukaryota; Viridiplantae; Streptophyta; Magnoliopsida; Asterales; Asteraceae. Gene Ontology annotation, molecular function: oligopeptide transmembrane transporter activity. The transcript is spliced from 7 exons. The record is from RefSeq and is a predicted model, not a curated record. Gene Ontology annotation, biological process: transmembrane transport. The coding region runs from base 185 to 2434 and encodes 749 amino acids.
ACCACCAAUCGCCCGUCGUCUUUACAACUCCGCCAGCAAUGACCUCAUAUCUUAAAAAAAAACUGACCCACUUGAAUCAUCCUCAUUCCACAAAAGAUUCCAAGAUCCCAUCCAGUCAACGUAUUCACUGCACAAUUAAACACCAGAUUCACAAACUGCAGCGAAGUGGCUGAAGAAGAAAGAGAUGAAAGAAUUACAAGAAAACGACGAUGAAAUCACAUCUCCACUUCUUUUUAACAACACCCAAAUCCACGGAUCCACCUCCCACGCGCCGCCGCCGGAGGAAAACUCGCCGAUAGAGCAGGUCGCACUCACGGUUCCGGUAACCGACGACCAGAGUUUACCGGCGGUUACUUUCAGAACAUGGACACUGGGAACACUUGCAUGUGUGUUACUUUCUUUUCUGAAUCAGUUCUUUUGGUACCGCCGGGAACCACUGUCGAUCACCUCCAUCUCCGCCCAAAUCGCCGUCGUGCCGCUUGGUCACCUCAUGGCGGCCACGAUCACCGACCGGGUUUUUUUCCGGGGGAAGUGGUGUGAGUUUAGUUUGAAUCCCGGACCGUUUAAUGUGAAAGAACAUGUGUUGAUUACGAUAUUUGCCAACUCUGGUGCCGGAAAUCCGUACGCGAUUCAUGUUGUAAGUGCUGUGAAGAUAUUUUACGGGAAGACGUUGACUUUUUGGGUGGCGUUGAUUGUGGUGGUGACCACUCAGGUGUUGGGGUUUGGGUGGGCUGGGAUUUUCCGGCGGUAUUUGGUGGAGCCGGCCGCAAUGUGGUGGCCACAGAAUCUUGUUCAAGUCUCUCUCUUCAGGGCGUUACAUGAGAAAGAGCCGAGGCCGAAGGGCGGGCUGACACGCAAUGAGUUCUUUCUCAUUGUGUUUAUAUGUAGUUUUGCUUACUAUGUUCUCCCAGGAUACCUUUUCCCGAUGCUUACUUCCCUCUCGUGGAUAUGUUGGAUCUUUCCUAAAUCUGUACUGGCCCAGCAGAUCGGGUCGGGCCUUCAUGGUCUUGGUGUUGGUGCGAUCGGGUUUGAUUGGUCCAGUAUAUCGUCUUACCUUGGGAGCCCGCUGGCUAGCCCAUGGUUCGCGACAGCCAACAUUGCCGUUGGUUAUGUUCUAGUUACUUACGUCAUAACCCCUUUAGCAUACUGGUUCAAUGUUUAUGAAGCUAAAAGGUUCCCGAUUUUCUCAGAUGAUCUGUUCACCUUCACAGGGCAAUCAUACAACACCUCAGCCAUUGUUGACUCUGAUUUUCACUUUGACUCAGACGCGUACGAUCAAGAAGGUCAAAUUUACCUCAGCAUCUUCUUCGCCAUGAAUUAUGCAGUUAGUUUUGCGUGUCUCACUGCUACCGUGGUUCACGUAUUCGUCUUUCACGGAAGGGAAUUAUGGCAGCUGAGUAAGUCGGCAUUUCAAGAAAAGAAAAUGGAUGUGCAUAGUAAGCUUAUGAGACGAUACGACCAAGUUCCCCAGUGGUGGUUCACUUGCAUUCUAUUGACUAACAUUGUAGCGACAUUGUUUGUGACCGAAUACUUUAAAAGUCAACUUCAAUUACCAUGGUGGGCGUUCUUGUUAGCCUGCGGUCUUGCAUUCUUUUUCACACUUCCUAUCGGUGUCAUCACGGCCACAACAAACCAGACACCAGGCUUGAAUGUGAUCACGGAGUACAUCAUAGGGUACUUGUAUCCAGGGUACCCCGUCGCCAACAUGUGUUUUAAGGUUUACGGCUACAUUAGUGUGAAACAAGCUAUCGUUUUUUUACAAGACUUCAAACUCGGGCAUUACAUGAAAAUCCCCCCAAGAUCAAUGUUCAUGGCUCAGGUAUGUGGUACCCUGAUAUCAGCAUUGGCGCACUUAGGAACCGCGUGGUGGCUAAUGGACACCGUCCCGAACAUAUGUGACCGAGCCUUGCUUCCCCCGGGCAGUCCCUGGACCUGCCCGGGUGACCAUGUGUUCUACGACGCCUCAGUCAUAUGGGGUCUAAUCGGUCCCCGCCGGAUCUUUGGUGAUCUGGGUUACUACAACUCGAUAAACUGGUUCUUUUUAGCAGGCGCGUUGGCUCCUAUUAUCGUCUGGCUCUUACACAAAGCUUUUCCGAGCCGAACGUGGAUUAAAUUUAUCACAACACCUGUUUUGUUAGGCGCAACAAUUAACAUGCCGCCUGCCACUUCUGUAAACUAUAACAGUUGGAUAAUUAUUGGGUUUUUGUCGGGUUUCGUGGCGUAUAGGUACCAUCAUAACUGGUGGGGCCGCCAUAAUUACGUGAUGUCGGGGGCGUUAGAUGCGGGAUUGGCGUUUAUGGGGGUGUUGUUGUAUGUUAGUUUGGAUAUGGAGGGUGUUAGUUUAGAUUGGUGGGGUAGUAACCCCGACGGUUGUUCAUUGGCUUCUUGUCCGGCUGCUGCGGGUAUUGUGGUCGAUGGGUGCCCGGUUAUUUGAUUUGUAAGAUUGUUUGUGAAGGUGUAUGUUCUAUUGUUUCAAAAUGUAAACUGAAUUGUUAUUUGUCAUGUAAAACAGAGGACUUGAGAACAAAAUGAUGGUGUCAUAUGAUUUAAGAUGGUGAAUAUAAAGUCAUAGAUUUAAUUUAA